GGAGGGAGAGGGCGGAAGUUCCCCGCAGGCCUUGGGGAGGACGCGCGCACCGGGAGUCACUUGUCAGCGCUCUACUGAGGCGGAGGCAUCGCGGUGCCGGUCCGGAGUUUCUUGCAUUUUCUGGCCUUGGACUUUGAGCCAUUAGAACCAUGAGCAAUUACAGUGUGUCCUUGGUUGGCCCAGCUCCUUGGGGUUUCCGGCUGCAAGGUGGCAAGGAUUUCAAGAUGCCUCUGACAAUCUCUAGUCUAAAAGAUGGCGGCAAGGCCUUCCAGGCCAAUGUAAGAAUAGGCGAUGUGGUCCUCAGCAUUGAUGGAAUAAGCACCCAAGGAAUGACUCAUCUCGAGGCCCAGAACAAGAUUAAGGGUUGUACCGGCUCUUUGAAUAUGACUCUGCAAAGAGCAUCUGCAACACCCAAGCCUGAACCAGCUUCUGUUCCAAAGCCCACAGUCACCAGCGUGUGUUCCGAGACUGCUCACGAGCUAGCAGAGGGACAGAGAAGAGGAUCCCAGGGUGACAUUAAGCAACAAAAUGGUAAUCCUGGCACUGUGAAAACCCCACCUAAACGGCCACCAAGAAAACACAUUGUGGAGCGUAAUACAGAGUUUUAUCACAUACCCACUCAUAGUGAUGCCAGCAAGAAGAGACUGAUUGAGGAUACUGAAGACUGGCGCCCAAGGACUGGAACAACUCAGUCUCGCUCUUUCCGAAUCCUUGCCCAGAUCACUGGGACUGAACAUAUGAAAGAAUCUGAAGCUGAUAAUGCAAAGAAGGCAAAGGAAAAGAUACCCCUUCACGUCUUUAGUCCCAAAUACACAAAAUUACGUGACUGGCACCAUGAAGUUUCAGCACGUGCUCUUAACGUACAGUGAUUUAUGAGCCUUGCCCCCCAAGCAGUCAGCACAUACCUUUCCAUUCACUUUUUCUUUUUCAACUUGAUAGCAAAAUCUGUAUUAAAUUUGUCUGAUGAAAAAAAUAGAAACUUUUCUAUACUUUUCUAACAAUUUCCUGUUGUCAUGAAAAUAAGGAAGAUGAACAUGUUUUGUGCUAGGUGGUAGCUCACAAAUGUAAAACCAAAGAAAAUAAUGAAGGCACUAGAUCUAAUCAGAGGAUUUACAUCUAUUUCUAUUGUUACUAUGGUAGAAACCUUGAAAAAAGAAUUAUUUUCAUAAGUUGGGUUUGUUUGGUUAGUUGAAGCAGAGGCAUAUGAACAAAUAAUGUCCUUGUCUAAUUUGAAAAAUACUUCCUUUAAAAUGUGAUUACUUUUCCUGAGAUUACUUUUAAGUUCAUUAUUAUGGAAUGGUCAAAGUUGAUUGUACAUUAUUCUAAGUACACAAAUAGGAGGAGGAAAGAUUAAACAGAGAGAACUUUGUUAGAUAAGAGUCCAUUGUAGAUUUAGGUAUUUUUUAAAACAGGCACUCUUCAGGGGGGUUGUUGGAAAGAAGAUUCUACUCCUGUUUGCAAUUGGAAAAUACAGUGUUCUUUUGGGUUGGUUAGAUUCAAAAUCCUGUUUUCUACCAAGAAAAUAUAUGUAAGCUGGUGGGUAUUUUUAUGGUAUAGGAAAUUUCUAGGUAUUAACUAUAAAACAUAGAAAGAUAGUUUGCUUCACUUUUAAAUCAGAGGAAAAUAAUAAAACACAUUGUAAUAUGAACGAUUCUGAGAUUUCAGAGAAAUAUUUUACUUAGUGUUGUAAACUAUUGUGUGUUGCUGCUAUCCUUAGGAAGCAAUGUUUUGGGCAGUACAUGGAAGCUAAAAAUAUGAGAAAUGCUUUCUGCCUUGUAAUAUAAUGUAUUAUAUAGUAGAUCUAAAUGCAGUAAUAAAUGCGUUUGAAGUUUGGAAAAUUAUUGUAAUAAAGUUGCCUUUAACUUA
This is a messenger RNA of Urocitellus parryii (Arctic ground squirrel), 1866 nucleotides long. NCBI's taxonomy places the organism in Eukaryota, Metazoa, Chordata, Mammalia, Rodentia, Sciuridae. The record is from RefSeq and is a predicted model, not a curated record.